Molecule: messenger RNA, 2649 nt
Organism: Halteromyces radiatus
Lineage: Eukaryota; Fungi; Mucoromycota; Mucoromycetes; Mucorales; Cunninghamellaceae
Product: rRNA processing/ribosome biogenesis-domain-containing protein
Exons: 10
Coding region: 43-2514 (823 amino acids)
Biological process (GO): rRNA processing
Cellular component (GO): nucleus
Source: RefSeq, a predicted model, not a curated record
UUUUUUUAAAAAAAAAUAUUUCUUUUUUAUUGUCAAUCAACCAUGUCAACAUUGUCGAACAGUCAAAGUGCAAUGCUGGCUCAGUUGAUAUCUUCAUAUUUGAAUGAUGAAACCAAGGUGCAUGGUAGUUUACCUUUUGUAAUGGAUGCUCUUGUGACACGGUGUCUACUUAAAGAUCAAGAAGAAGAAAGUGAACAAUUGUCAAGUGUACGACGAAAAUGGACCAUUCGCCUUAACUCGUUGAUUCAAUCCAAACAAGCUACAGCUAGGUGGACAGCUAUCGUAUUGAUCAAGUUAACAUGUGAACAAUCAAACUCUCUUCUUUUCGCACAUAUUCGAUCUUGGACUAGUCAACUGUUGGGUGUGAUUGCAAAACCAGAAACAAGUAUGAUACACAAAGCUGCUAUUGAAACGUUAUCUUACCUCUUUACAUUCACGUCUUCGAAACCGGAAUUACAACGUGAAAUCACUAUACCGAAUUUGCCUCGAUUCAACCAGAUAUUGCUCUCGCUUUGCAAGAAUGAUCUUCGUCCGGUUGUGUUUUCAGCGUUGAAAGAAAACAUUAUACACUUCCCUUCUCAAUCGCGUCACAUUAUUGAUCAUUGUUUGAAGCUUUGUCUUUCUUGCUUGGAUGGUUCUGGAAACUUUGAUAAGGAUACAAUCUUGGCUGCUUGUCAAUGUCUUGCUGUGUUGCAUCAUACUGGAGGCAAGAUUAGCAACUCGGAUCAAUGGGAAGAAACGCUCAAUCGUCUUGUGGGAACUAUUCAUGCAUGUUUGAAUCGAUUAUUUGACACUGUCGAUGAAGAACUAGAAUUGGGAGAACUUUCUCCUUCUUAUCCAAUGACUGACUUAUCUCCUGAUCCUAUUGAAUCCUUUCCAUUGAUUACUCGAAGGAUACAAGCUCUGAACAAUGCUAUUGCCACAUGUUUAAGUUCUCCCACGUUGAAUCUAGUAUCUGUUCCUGUUGUACAACUAGUUGAUUUGGUUUGUCGUAUCUACAAUGCAUUCGAAGGAUCUCUGAUGCGUGAAUUUAAAGACAAGAAUGAAUUUACAUGUUUGAUGAUGUGUCUUCCAACUCUUCAUUUGAGUGCAAACAAAAUAGUGUCAGCUUUACUACUCAGUUCUGGAUGCCAUCUAUCAAGAUAUACCAAAUUAUUUUCUCGGAUUUUUAUACGACUUUUGAAUGAAUACAAAACUCAAAGAACCAUGAAAAUUUCAGUAUAUAACAACAUUACGUUAUGUUUGCAACAAUUUGGUUAUGGUUUCGGUGAAUCUAUCGGUAAACCUCUCGUGGCAAGCGUUCUUAAAGAUAUAUUGGUGACUGAACAAAAGGUGACUGAUAUGAUUCCCACGGAAGUAAAGAACAAGUCAAUGAAAAGAAAACGUGAUGCUUUGACUAACUCGGAUAGUUUGACAGCCAUUGGAACCAGUACACAAGCUCCUUUUGAUAUUCAAGUAGCUGCUUUGGAAUCUUUACAACAACUUAUUAAUUGCUUUGGAUCAUCCAUGGACUUACAAUCUCGGAAUACGAUUGAUGCCAAUGUCAUUUCUCGUCUUUUGUCUAUGACUCAAAAAACACUUGGAUCCACCACAGAAAAUGAAUUGCUAAUCAAGGAAAAGCUCUAUCAAUGUCUUUUGUCCUCUGUCAUGAACCCUAUUGAAGUACAAGCUAAUGUUUUACCUCAUGCUAUUCGUAUCUUUUCUGCUGGUAUCAAUGAACAAAAUCACAAGCUCCAAACAAUAUGCAAAUAUGGAUUGAACAUCUGUGAUCUGAUUAUUCAUCCUCGAAUGCCACCUAUUCAAUCUACUAUGAAUACUAUUACAACCAAAAUCAAUCAAGCAGAACAACAAAAUGAUAAGACUAUGAAAUCCAGUGUCAACACUUCUACGUCAAGUUAUCCUACUACAACUGACACCAUCACAGCAAAUAUUUCUCAAAAAGUUGAUAGUACAAACUCAAAUAUCAGCAUGCCCAAGCCAAGUUACCCCGCAACAACAAGCAUAGUUGGUCAACAAUUCAAUGGUACAAACAUUCAAGUCGCAGAAACAAUCAAACAAGUUACAACAAACCCUUCCGAUAUUGAACAAUCAGUUGGUGCCUCAAAUGGUAAACUUGAACAAAAUGAUAUCGAAAAGACAGCAAGCAAGUCGAUGGUGACUGAAACUAUAGAAAACGUUGAACAAAGUAUUACAUCAACGAGCAGUUCAAUUGUACUGGAUGAAGAGGUGAUAGAGGAAAAGAAACUAUCGACAAGCGAAAUUAAAUUUGAUAUCGACGAUGAGAUGAAUCAAGAUGAAACGGAAAUAACAAUGACAACAAAGCAAACCGAUAUGAAUGAUAAGGGUGGUAGCAUAGAAUUAAAUAGCUCAACUGCAACCAAUCAAGAUAAAACAAUUUCGACGAGCAACACAAUUACAAUUGAAGAUGAUUCGGAUGGUGAAUAUGAUGUGGAUAUGGCUAUACCUGAUAUUGACAUGACUGGCCCUGAUACAGAUGAAGAAGAAGAAUACUAAUUAUAGUGAUAGUUUUGAUAUAUAUAUAUAUAUAUUGUAUAUUUGUAUUUUUUUUUUUAUUAUUUUUGGCAAUUUCUUCAUAUUAUUGCAUUUUAUAUUCAUUCAAUAAAUCAAAAAUUCAUUUCAUGAUUAUCU